AUGCCUCAUGUUGAGCAACAGACCAUGAAGGCGGCGAUGUACUACGGCCCGCACGACUUGCGCAUCGAGGAGGUCGCGAAGCCGGUCCCGAGAGAGGGAGAGGUGCUCGUCAAGGUCGCUUGGUGCGGGAUUUGCGGCACGGCCGGCCCCAUCCUCGUGCCCAACAAGCAACCGCAUCCCAUUACCCGCUCCUCGCUUUCGCAAGGUCCUGUCCGCCUCGGACACGAAUUCUCGGGAACGGUCGAGGAGGUCGGACCGGGCGUCGAGGGCGACUGGAAGAUGGGCGACAGGGUCGUCAUCGAGGCAGUCAUCUCCUGCCACAAGUGCUACGCCUGCAGGAGCGGGUGCAACAACGCCUGUACCUCCCUCGGUUUCGUCGGCCUCUCCGGUCCAUCAGGCGGUCUCGCAGAGUACUUCUCGUCGCCCGCGUCGUUCCUCCACCGUCUCCCGCCCAACGUCUCGCUCAAAGCAGGCGCGAUGUGCGAGCCUCUCGCUGUCGCCAUCCACGCCGUCAAGCGCGCGGGCUUUGAGAAGGGGAUGAAGGUGUUGGUGUGCGGGGCGGGACCAAUUGGAGUGUUCCUGACGGUUGUGCUGAAGGCGAUGGGCGCUGACCUGAUCGUGGUCUCCGAACCCUCGACGACCCGACGCAAAUUCGCCACGCUCGCCGGUGCAACCCAGACCGUCUCGCCCCUCGAAGACCCCGGCAAUCUCCUCUCCUCCCUUCGCGCCAUGACGGGCGAGAACGAAGGCUUCGACAUCGCCUUCGAAGCCGCAGGCGUCGAGUCCGCCCUCGCCCUCGCCAUCUCAGCAGUCCGCACGCGCGGAGUUGUGCUGAACGUCAGCGUCUGGAGCAAGGAGCCGAAGAUUGACAUGAACCAGCUCGUGUUCGGGGAGAAGAGCAUUCGCGGUGCGAGUUGUUAUUUCGAGGAUCAUCCCGAGGUGAUGAGGGCGCUCGGGGCGGAGGAGAUCAAGCUCGACCAAUAUGUGACGAGCACCAUCCCGCUCGACCAGCUCAUCGAAGGCGGCUUCGAGCAGCUCCUCCGCAACGCCGAAAACCACGUCAAGAUCCUCGUCUCGCCAAGCGGGAACCUCGACCAGCCGUUCUGA
Molecule: messenger RNA, 1107 nt
Organism: Rhodotorula toruloides NP11
Lineage: Eukaryota; Fungi; Basidiomycota; Microbotryomycetes; Sporidiobolales; Sporidiobolaceae
Product: (R,R)-butanediol dehydrogenase / diacetyl reductase
Exons: 9
Coding region: 1-1107 (368 amino acids)
Biological process (GO): butanediol biosynthetic process
Cellular component (GO): cytoplasm
Molecular function (GO): zinc ion binding; (R,R)-butanediol dehydrogenase activity
Source: RefSeq, a predicted model, not a curated record